Molecule: messenger RNA, 1836 nt
Organism: Prorocentrum cordatum
Lineage: Eukaryota; Dinophyceae; Prorocentrales; Prorocentraceae
Source: the annotation of a GenBank genome assembly
AUGUACGACAACGAAGCGUUGUACGAUAUUUGCAGGCGCAAUCUCGACAUCGAGCGCCCCACCUACACGAACCUGAACAGGCUGUUGGCCCAGAUAAUAUCCUCGCUGACGGCCUCGCUGCGCUUUGACGGCGCGCUCAACGUGGACAUCACGGAGUUCCAGACGAACCUGGUGCCGUACCCGCGCAUCCACUUCAUGCUCUCGAGCUACGCACCGGUGAUCUCUGCAGAGAAGGCCUACCACGAGCAGCUCUCUGUGGCGGAAAUUACCAUGUCCGUGUUUGAACCCUCGGCCAUGUUUGUCAAGUGUGACCCCCGCCACGGCAAGUACAUGGACGUGAAUGCAUCGGUUGCCACAAUCAAGACGAAGCGCACGAUUCAGUUUGUGGACUGGUGCCCUACUGGGUUCAAGGUCGGCAUCAACUACCAGCCGCCCACCGUGGUGCCCGGUGGUGACUUGGCCAAGGUGAUGCGCGCCUGCUGCAUGAUCAGCAACUCCACGGCCAUCGCGGAGGUGUUCUCCCGCAUUGACCACAAGUUCGACCUCAUGUACUCCAAACGCGCCUUCGUCCACUGGUACGUCGGCGAGGGCAUGGAGGAAGGGGAGUUCUCAGAGGCCCGCGAGGACCUGGCCGCGCUGGAGAAAGACUACGAGGAGGUUGGUAUUGAAACCGCCGAGGGGGAGGGCGAAGAGGAGGGCUAUGGAGAGUCCAUCUGGACAUGUUUAGGAGGGUCCAUCAGAAGAGUCCAUCCGCAGUCAUUUCGGUUCAAGCAGCUGCACGAGAGACCGCCACAUUCCGCGGCAGUCUCCUUCUGCAUCCUUUCUUUUAAAUCACUCACCUACCCAGACAGCUUCCUCAACACGAUGCGUGAGGCGAUCUGCAUCCACAUCGGGCAGGCUGGCGUUCAGAUCGGUAACGCUUGUUGGGAGCUUUUCUGCCUCGAGCAUGGCAUCCAGCCUGACGGGCAGAUGCCCUCCGAUAAGACAAUCGGGGGUGGCGACGACGCCUUCAACACAUUCUUCUCGGAGACGGGUGCUGGCAAGCAUGUUCCACGUUGUGUGAUGGUGGAUCUUGAGCCCACCGUCGUGGACGAGGUCCGCACCGGCACGUACCGCCAGCUUUUCCACCCCGAGCAGCUGAUCUCUGGGAAGGAGGACGCGGCCAACAACUUCGCGCGCGGCCACUACACGAUCGGCAAGGAGAUCGUCGACCUUGUCUUGGACCGUAUUCGGAAGCUCGCCGACAAUUGCACGGGGCUCCAGGGGUUCAUGAUCUACAACGCCGUCGGCGGAGGCACUGGAUCCGGGCUGGGCUGCUUGAUGCUGGAGCGCCUGUCGGUGGACUACGGCAAGAAGACCAAGGCGGCGCCAACGAAAGAACGCAAGGACCAGCCACAUCCCAACCGCUGCAAGCGCGGGUGGCGGAUGUACCGAGGGGACGUGGUGCCCAAGGACGUGAAUGCAUCGGUUGCCACAAUCAAGACGAAGCGCACGAUUCAGUUUGUUGACUGGUGCCCUACUGGGUUCAAGGUCGGCAUCAACUACCAGCCGCCCACCGUGGUGCCCGGUGGUGACUUGGCCAAGGUGAUGCGCGCCUGCUGCAUGAUCAGCAACUCCACGGCCAUCGCGGAGGUGUUCUCCCGCAUUGACCACAAGUUCGACCUCAUGUACUCCAAACGCGCCUUCGUCCACUGGUACGUCGGCGAGGGCAUGGAGGAGGGAGAGUUUUCAGAGGCCCGCGAGGACCUGGCCGCGCUGGAGAAAGACUACGAGGAGGUUGGUAUUGAAACCGCCGAGGGGGAGGGCGAGGAGGAGGGCUAUGGCGACGAGUUCUGA